AUGUUCUCGAAGCUCGUCUCUAUCGCUCUCCUCACUGCUCUCGCUGGUAGAGCGUUGGCGUUCAAUGUCAGUGUCAACAAGGUCGUUUACCAGUCGACCGAGGUUUUCGACUUCAAUUUCACACCCGUGAUUGCUAGCUGUCAAACGAGUUGCAACACUGCGAAAGCCACUAUCAAUGCCUGCAACGAUAUUGGCUGUUUCUGUGGCAACACGACCACGACUGAGCUCGUGGCCUGUGAGCAAUGCAUUUUCACCGCCAUUGUCGAUGCGAAUGUGCCCCCACCCGAUGUCCGUGCUGGGUCGAACCAGAUAUUAGCUGGUUGGACGACAAACUGCGCUGCGGCAAACCUUACCGUCACACUCGGUCUCGAACUCCCUGCUUCUUGGGAUGGUCCUUUUGUUUCCGUGUUCCCGACAGCUGUAGGCUGGGUUAUUGCAGUCACUGGCGGUUGCCUAGGAGUCUCACUAAUCUACAUGCUGAGCAAUAUGUAA
Mycena indigotica is the source of this 492-nucleotide messenger RNA. RefSeq lists its product as uncharacterized. Bases 1 to 492 code for a protein of 163 amino acids. The record is from RefSeq and is a predicted model, not a curated record. The transcript has 3 exons. Lineage: Eukaryota; Fungi; Basidiomycota; Agaricomycetes; Agaricales; Mycenaceae.